Molecule: messenger RNA, 450 nt
Organism: Schizosaccharomyces osmophilus
Lineage: Eukaryota; Fungi; Ascomycota; Schizosaccharomycetes; Schizosaccharomycetales; Schizosaccharomycetaceae
Product: 40S ribosomal protein S12
Exons: 1
Coding region: 1-450 (149 amino acids)
Biological process (GO): translation
Cellular component (GO): ribosome; cytosolic small ribosomal subunit
Molecular function (GO): structural constituent of ribosome
Source: RefSeq, a predicted model, not a curated record
AUGUCAACAGAAGGAGAUUUUGUGCCCCAGGCUGAAGAAGUCGUCGAAAACGUUGAGGCUGUUGAGCAGGAAACUGCUCCUUCCACCCAAUUGUCUGUCGAAGAUGCUUUGAAGGAGGUUUUGAAGCGUUCCCUUGUUCACGACGGUCUUGCUCGUGGUGUUCGUGAAGCUUCCAAGGCCCUUGAUCGUCGUCAAGCUCACCUUUGCGUUCUUUGCGAAAGCUGUGACCAAGAAGCUUAUGUUAAGCUUGUUGAGGCUCUCUGUGCCGAAUCCCAAACUCCUUUGGUGAAGGUUGCCGAUCCUAAAGUUUUGGGUGAAUGGGCUGGCCUUUGUGUCCUUGACCGUGAUGGUAAUGCUCGUAAAGUCGUUGGUUGCUCUUGCGUUGCCGUCACUGACUACGGUGAGGACUCUGUUGCUUUGCAAACUUUGCUUUCCAGCUUUUCUGCUUAA